Molecule: messenger RNA, 1321 nt
Organism: Pseudo-nitzschia multistriata
Lineage: Eukaryota; Bacillariophyta; Bacillariophyceae; Bacillariales; Bacillariaceae
Source: the annotation of a GenBank genome assembly
CUCUCCCGGCCGGCGGCGAGGAAGAAACGCAAGCUGGGGAUCACGAAAAACUUCGAGGUUAAGAUUCCACAAACUUCCUAGCAGCCCGAACGAAUCCAUCGAUCGUCGAAAAUCGCGAACGCGCCAGGCAGAAACGAUGAGCACCGAAGAAGACAAGACCGCCAAAGUCCCCGCCACCGAACCAACUCCAGAGGAACCAGAAGCCAAGAAGCAAAAAAUCGACGAAAGCGAAGAGAAAAAGACCGACGAAGACGAAGAUAAGACCCCUUCCGAACCAGCAAUGACCGCCGCAGAACCCAAGAACUCGUCGUACCCCAUGGCCCCCGACUCGGACUGGCCCGAGGCCUGGUACAUGAUGGACGACGGAACCUACGAGGACCAAAAGGCACUCAACCGACUGGAGCCCAACAAGCCCGCCACGGUCRAACUCCUGAAGGAUCUCGGGAUUGGCUUCUGGAAGAUGGACGCCGAAACCUACAAGUAUCCCGCCAAGGCCAUUCCGUGGGAUCCGAAGGACGCGACCGACCCCAAGCUGAAGGAAAUCCGCGACGCACGUGAGUAUUAACGGGACGCAACCCGUGUGCCGCGAUUGGUGUGCAUUGCGUAUGAUUUGGAUGGAAUUGAGUACAGUAUCCAGUUGUUGCGCAUCGAAUCGUUGCUAACCCUUGUCACAAACCAUUUUUUCACGUGAUCUCUGACACCGAAAAUUCAUGUGUAAUCCAUCCAGGUGGUUACUCGUACGCCGACAUUAUCUCCGUCAGACCCGAUCUUUUGCCGGGGUACGACGAAAAAAUCAAGGCCUUUUACGAGGAACACAUCCACGACGCCGAAGAAAUCCGUUACAUCAUAGAUGGAAGCGGAUACUUUGACAUUCGCGACAAGGAGGACAAAUGGAUCCGCAUCUGGAUCAAGAAGGGGGAUCUCAUGACGCUGCCCGAGGGAUGCUACCACCGCUUUACCUGCGACGAAACCGACUACAUCCAGGCCAUGCGAUUGUUCAUCGGGCAGCCCGUUUGGACGCCCUUCAACCGGCCCCAGGAGGAMCACAAGUCCCGCCAGCACUACGUCGAAACMUAUAUCAAGGGUGCAACGGAGGGUCCACUCGACUCGUUUUAGAGAGUGGUUCGAAACGAAUGGAUUUGGGAUCAGAAAUGGAUCGAACCGAGUCURGAUGCGAUACAUAGAAAUUUAUGACUAGUGGUAAUAGAAUGGUGCAAUGGGAAGGAGUCAUCAAUCAAUUGUWGUGAAUUUGUGUUUCAGUAGAAGUCACUCUUGCGACGUAAAUAACACUAACUAUGUUCAGUAAACCAUUAUUUCUACG